GCUACCAUCAUGUCUAGAGUCUUGAGCCUCUUCUCGCUACAGAACCGAACGGCUGUCAUCACUGGCGGGACCAGAGGGAUUGGUCAGUCGCUUGCCAUCGCUUUGGCAGAGGCAGGAGCGGACAUCGUUUUAAUACAGCGAGACUCCAGUAAUGUUGCUACCAAAGAACAGAUUGAGAAGCUUGGAAGGAAGGCGACCAUAUAUGAAGCAGAUCUCGCAGACCAUAGUCAGAUUAGUGGGUUGAUCAAGCGCAUCGUCUCAGACGGUCAUGACUUGAGCAUACUAGUCAAUUGUGGUGGUAUACAGAGGCGCCACCCUCCUCAUCAGUUUCCGGAUGGCGAUUGGAACGAGGUGCUUCAAGUUAAUUUGAAUACCGUGUUCACACUGUGCCGCGAUGUAGGAGCCCAUAUGAUGACGAGAGAUGGGCCCCAUCGUGGCUCUAUUAUAAAUGUGAGUAUCCAAAUCGAGGCGCUUCGUGGAGUGCGUGCUGACUUGACACAAGNNAUUGCAUCUUUGGUGUCCUUUCAAGGAGGUCUGAAUGUGCCAGCAUACGCUGCUGCCAAGNGGGGUGUAGCGCAGUUGACGAAAGCCCUGUCAAACUCUUGGGCUGCUCACGGCAUUAACGUCAAUGCUGUAAGUGCACUGGAAGUGCAACACAGUGAUAUACUGAUUCGUAACAGANUUGCUCCAGGAUAUAUCCAUACUGAAAUGAACGAUGCUCUGAUCAAGGACGAAAAGCGUGCAGCAAGUAUCUUGGAACGCAUUCCGGCUGGAAAAUGGGGCUUGCCUGAAGACUUUGCUGGCUCAAUAGUGUAUCUUGCCAGCCGAGCAAGUUUGUACGUGUCUGGGGAAGUCCUGACAGUAGAUGGAGGUUGGAUGGGUCGAUGA
This is a messenger RNA of Aureobasidium musti, 888 nucleotides long. The record is from the annotation of a GenBank genome assembly. NCBI's taxonomy places the organism in Eukaryota, Fungi, Ascomycota, Dothideomycetes, Dothideales, Saccotheciaceae.